Molecule: messenger RNA, 2120 nt
Organism: Zalophus californianus (California sea lion)
Lineage: Eukaryota; Metazoa; Chordata; Mammalia; Carnivora; Otariidae
Gene: PRKCSH
Product: protein kinase C substrate 80K-H
Exons: 18
Coding region: 167-1780 (537 amino acids)
Biological process (GO): liver development; N-glycan processing
Cellular component (GO): glucosidase II complex
Molecular function (GO): protein binding; calcium ion binding
Source: RefSeq, a predicted model, not a curated record
CCACAUAUUUCCGCUUUCUUUUUUCUGGAGGAGCGGUUGGCUGCUGGGCUGGGGGGCGCGGUGGAUUUUGACCUUUGCCCCGGCCUCGUCGUGGGUGCACAGCCCCUCUCCCCGCAGCCGGCUUCCUACCCCCAGAACCCGUUUCCGGCCUGCGAGCUUCUGCGGGAUGUUACUGCUCGUGGUGCUGCUGCCCCUGUGCUGGGCCGUGGAGGUCAAGAGGCCCCGGGGCGUCUCCCUCACCAACCAUCACUUCUAUGACGAGUCCAAGCCUUUCACUUGCCUGGACGGCUCUGCCACCAUCCCUUUUGAUCAGGUCAAUGAUGACUACUGUGACUGCAAGGAUGGCUCAGAUGAGCCAGGUACGGCCGCCUGUCCCAACGGCAGCUUCCACUGCACCAACACUGGCUACAAGCCCUUGUACAUCUCCUCCAGAUGGGUCAACGAUGGAGUUUGUGACUGCUGUGAUGGGACCGAUGAAUACAACAGCGGGAUCGUCUGUGAGAACACCUGCAAGGAGAAGGGCCGUAAGGAGAGAGAGACGCUGCAGCAGAUGGCAGAGGUCACGCGAGAGGGGUUCCGCCUAAAGAAGAUCCUCAUCGAGGACUGGAAGAAGGCUCGGGAGGAGAAGCAGGCAAAGCUUGCUGAGCUACAGGCUGGAAAGAAGUCCCUGGAGGACCAGGUGGAGAUGCUGCGCACGGUGAAGGAGGAGGCCGAGAAGCCAGAGAAGGAGGCCAAAGAGCAGCACCAGAAGCGGUGGGAGGAGCGGCAGGCCGCCUCCAAGGCCCAGCGGGAACAGGAGCUGGCGGCCAACGCCUUCCAGGAGCUGGAUGACGAUAUGGAUGGGGCGGUCUCGGUCACCGAGCUACAGACGCAUCCGGAGUUGGACACCGACGGUGACGGGGCACUAUCAGAAGGGGAAGCUCAGGCCCUGCUCGGGGGAGAUGUGCAGACGGACGCUCCUGCCUUCUAUGACCGCGUGUGGGCUGCCAUCAGGGACAAGUACCGCUCCGAGGCGCUGCCCACUAGCCCCCCACCUGCGCCUUCUGAGCCUGACCUGACAGAGCCCAGGGAGGAGCAGUCUCCAGCGCCCUUGCGGCCCGUGGACGAGGAGGAGGAGCAGGAAGAGGAGGAGGAGGAAGAGAUGGAGGAGGAGGAGGAGGAGGAGGAAGAUUCCCAGGUGCAGGGGGAGCAGCCCAAGGAGGCCCCGCCCCCCCUGGCCCCCCCUCAGCCUGCGGCCAGCCCCACUGAAGAGGACAAAAUGCCACCCUACGAUGAGCAGACUCAGGCCUUCAUUGACGCCGCCCAGGAGGCCCGCAACAAGUUUGAGGAGGCCGAGCGGUCCUUGAGGGACAUGGAGGAGUCCAUCAGGAACCUGGAGCAGGAGAUUUCGUUUGACUUUGGCCCCAACGGAGAGUUUGCCUACCUGUACAGCCAGUGCUACGAGCUCACCACCAACGAGUACGUCUACCGGCUCUGCCCCUUCAAGCUCGUCUCUCAGAAACCCAAGCUCGGCGGCUCCCCCACCAGCCUUGGCACCUGGGGCUCGUGGGCUGGCCCUGACCACGACAAGUUCAGCGCCAUGAAGUACGAGCAGGGAACGGGCUGCUGGCAGGGCCCCAACCGCUCCACCACCGUGCGCCUGCUGUGUGGCAAGGAGACCGUGGUGACCAGCACCACGGAGCCCAGCCGCUGUGAGUACCUCAUGGAGCUGAUGACGCCGGCCGCCUGCCCGGAGCCGCCGCCCGACACGCCUGCAGACGGUGACCACGACGAGCUCUAGCCCGGCUGGGCGCCAAGAACCUCAAGGCAUGGAGAUCCCACCGGCGGUGCCGCCCACCCACCCCGCCGCCUGUGGCCCGAGGCCCGCCCCCGCCGCCUCCCCCCCCCCCCCCCCCCCCCGGUGUGUUCAGCCUUCCCAUGGGGGCAGGAGCCGUGUGGAGCUCCGUGACCUGCCGGGGGUGGCACUGCCACGUUCCCAGGCCCCGGCGGUCUCCAAAGGUGGAAUACAAGAGUUCGCCCGCCCUGGGCGCCCCGGCCCCGCCCAGGGUGUCUGCCUCUCUUCCUGAUGGGGAUGAGUGACUUGACCUAUGACCUCAAAACAAUAAACACCAUCCCCCCCC